Messenger RNA from Toxoplasma gondii ME49, 6561 nucleotides. RefSeq lists its product as hypothetical. Bases 1 to 6561 code for a protein of 2186 amino acids. Lineage: Eukaryota; Apicomplexa; Conoidasida; Eucoccidiorida; Sarcocystidae. The record is from RefSeq and is a predicted model, not a curated record. The transcript has 5 exons.
AUGCCGCGGAAACUGCGACGGCUACCGUACUUUCGUUUUGGCCACCGAGACAGCAGAGGCUGCAAGGAAGCCAGCCCAGAGCAUGCAGAGAAGCAGAAACAGGUGCUUCGUUGCUCAAAACAGGCUUCGCGACUUGCGGGAAGACAAGAGGACGGAGGACGGGGCCAGUUGGAGAAUGCAGAGACCCCGAGAACUGCGAGAGGAAGCGAGGACUUUAAGGCAGACACCUGUUUUGAACGUCAGGCUUUUUGUCUGCAUCUGCUCCCCAGCAGCGCCCUGUCUCUGCUUCUUCGAUUUCUCCAUCUGGACGACGUCUGCCGCCUCGCCCUGAGCUCGAAGCAGCUGUACUUACACCCGGACCUCAACACGCCUUUCGCAGUGGCGCACCUGGAGUUGAUUCUUCACGGCCGAAACUUUGACCGUUGCUUCGCUCGAGGCUGCAGCUGUCUGGCAACAAACAGGUUCGUGGAGAGUCGCUUCUCUCCCGGCGGCGCCUCGCUUCUCCAUCAGUCCACGACUUCGCUUCCGGCACGCCAACCGUUUUCCACCUUGCCGCUUCGACCUUGUCAACUUCGCCGCCUUUCUCCUCUGCCUCUCAGCGACAGGUUUCUGGCUGCUUCACCUCUGCAGAAUUCCUCUGCGUUCCCCCCGUCGCUCACCCCAACAACGCCGACUGCACUGUGCAGCCAGUUGCGCGUGACGGGCGCGCCGUUAGCUGCUGCGCGCCGGAAGCAAGAAAGCCGACUCGCUGAGCAGACUGCCAACGGCAUGCUGAGCACGACGGAAAACCGUGAACACGAGAAGAGAGAAGGAAACUAUCGAACGGAGAGGAGGAACUGGCGCAGAGGCGUUCCCUACUGGGAGGUGGUCCCUCGCGCGGGGGGCUCGGGACUGGACUCCCCGGCAUGUCUGCUCAGAGAACGGCAAGUUUCCGGUGCUUGCGACGGUGGCUUUCACACUCGCUCUUUCGAUUCGUCUCAUCCGGUCCUUCGUCUGAAAAAAGACGCGCCGUGUUCGUCAAAAGACCCUGCGCCCGAACACGCUUGCCUGCAUGCAGGGGGCAGACUCCCCUCGGAGGUCCCCUCGGAAGAAAGGCUCCCGCCGCCGCGUUGUCCCCCGGGUGUAUGUACAGCUGAGCCGCGCGGCCAGAGACCGAUGGCCGCGCCGGCAGGCAGGGAGAACAGAUGGGAUGUUCGUGUGAAGCAGAGUCUGGCGAGAGGGGAGGAACGAGCAGAAACGGUGUGGCGACAAACAUUGGGAUUUCUCGGAAUCCGGCAAGAGCGGAGAACUCGAGGCUGCUCUCUCCAGGGAAGACGAUCUCUCGGCAAUGCACGUCUCACUCUCGUUCAAGAGGCGUUGGCUGCGGCGGCCGGGCGCUUAGGCUCAGAGCGCAGCGAGAAGGAGAAGCCGAAAGGAUGUCCAGAAGCCUCUCACAGUUCCUCUUCUGCCUCCGAUCGGCCGUCGCCUCGGGCAUCUUCUUCUCCUUCCGCUCGUCUUCCGUUGAGUUCGGCUCUCUGCACCUUUUCCGGCUCGCAGGAUUCUCUUGGAAGGUCUUCGUGUUCGCCGUCUGCGUCUCCGAUCCCCGCUCCAACUCGAGAAAUAGGAGCUGAAGCACAGACCCCCGGGGGUGAGGGCGGCGAGCAGCAAGCCAAUUUGCCAUGCGGUGAGCAACGGCAGCCCACUCUUGAAUGCGACAAAGAGAAACAUCGCGAUUUUCCUCGAGAAACGGUUGUCUGCGCGUCCGGCGACGACCUGCGCGACCACAGUGCGGCAGAUGUACAUACAUUGCAGACGGGAGGGGAGACGAAGGAAGUGCGAGGGCGACGCAAGAUGUUUGAAGAAGAAGUGAAUCACCAAGAUAGAAUAGGCUGGACGGCCGGCACAGGAAACGAAUAUUUUGGCAAGGCUUCUCAACAGAGAGCGCGAAGAACGGAGGAGAAGCAGGCUGCAGCAGCGACAGUCUCCGGACUGAAAGAGAAAGCAGGGAUAGAGGAAAAGAGUCGACACAGACCAGCAGACUGCGACGAAACAGGAAGAUGCACGCGUCAUUCUGAGAGGCGAAACCACGGCGUCGCUCGCCCUCGCCUUCCGUCGUCCUAUCCUCUCUCGUCUUCUCUCUUAUCUCCACUCUCUCUUGAUGCUUCUUUGUUUCGGUGGUCCUCUGCUUCAAGGUGUUUCUCCCCAGGACGCCGUCAGGCGCCAGACGGUCGCACCGCCGAAUCGUCUUUUUCUGAACGUUCUCAGCAUCUGUUUCCUCUCCCGCCAGCGCUCCGAGAAUCUGGAAGUUCUUCCGGAAGCUCCUCGUUUCCCUCUUCUUCUCCACGCGUCACGUCGGCUGGCUCUGCGGCUAUCUCGAGAGAAACUUCUCACUCGUUUCAUCGAGUCCUCUCAAAACUCUGUCAUUUGGAAGCUCUCAUUAUCGAGUCCGCCACUCCGGUUACGCCUCUCCCACCGCUUCCUUAUUCGCUCCUUCCGGUUUCCUCUGCUCCUCUUCCUUUUUUAUCUCCUUCUUCAUCACUCUCUUCUUGUCCUUCUUUUGUUUCUUCGUCUGCUUCUUGUUCAUCGUCCUCUCCUUCCUCGCCGUCUUCUUCCGCUUCUUCUUUUUCUUCUUCCUCUCCUCUCUCAUCGUUAUCAGUGGAGGCGACGCGUGGAGACGCGGGAGAAGCUGCGCGUGAGGAAGCGUGGGGAGGAGAGAGAAGCAAUACGGCAGAGGGGAGAGCCCAGGAGCAAAGCGCAGAGACACCACAGCUGCCAAGAAGGAGGGCAGAACGCUUCAUCCUGUCGUGGAGGCAGCUGAACAGCCUACUGCGGAGAAACGCGUCCUCUCUGCAGACGCUGUACCUGGCUGUCGACGGCCUGGACGUGGAUUUGAGGACGGAGAAAAGACCGCACAGAGGCUGCUUCGAAGGAGGGCGAAGAAGCCGCAACGAGGGGGGAGAAAAACGAAGUGGCGACAGCAUCGGCAAACACAACAUCGAGACAGCGAAAGAACGGCGACCCGGGGAAGGCGAUCUGUCUUUGUUCAGGCUCGAGGCGAAACAGAAACGAACUUCCUAUCUCUCGAGAGUGGACGAAUGCACAUCUGAUUCUCCCUCAGAUUCGCGUGUGUCUCCCGCCUCUUCGGCGCCCCCUCGUCUCGUCUUUCCGCGCCUCCGCCACUUGACUCUGGGCCGGAAACCUGAGGUGUACAGGCACCUCGUGGAACGCUGCAGAUUCCCCUCGGCGCGCAGCUGCUGUUUCCUUCUGGAAAUUGACGACCAGGCUGAAGGCGUCGCCUCUGCGCUCGCUGCAGCUGCGGCCUUCUCGUUCGAGUCCAGUCGCGACGACAGCCAAAGAGCCUCUGUUCCUCCCUGCAGGAUUCGCAUGUGGACGGGUGUUUCAUCGCAAAACAGAGACGAAGAAGACGAAGGAGAGGACAUGGACGAGGCGGAGAAGGAGCAGGAACGUGGUGCGAAGGGGGAGGUCGACGAGAAUGCGGGAGAGGAAGAGCGAGACGAAGAGGAGGAAGACGGAGACGCGAGAAGGGAGGAAGUUGCAUCGCUGAGGAGAGAAGCAGGAAUGGCUGAGAGGGGCGAGGACGGAGGCAGGGACAGAGUGAGGAGCGACGUUGCAGAAGAAAAGGAAAGCGGAACCGCCGAAGAAGAGAGAAGAGAGAAGAGCGGACAGUGUGGCGUUCGAGGAGAAGGAAGGCAAGUGCUCGAAAGCAGAGACGAAGCGAGAGCGUGGAGGACAGGCCAGGCAAGGUGCGGGGGAAGUUCCUGUUUUCGUCUCCUGAGAGGACAGGAGAGACCACAGGCCAGCACACACAGAGGCGCCCGUGAGACCGGCCGCAUGUCCUCGAGAGAAGACCCAGAAGCGGCACCGAGGAGAAGAGGAGGCGAAGCAGGAUUCGGAGAAGAACGAGCAGAAGACGAAGCAGACGCACAGGGAGAAGAAGGAAACGACGACGAAGGAUUUGCAGACAGAAGACGAGAAGCUGGAGACGAAGGUGAAGAGGGAGAACGAGCAGCAGAAGGAGAAAGAGAAGGAGAACAGAGAGGAGAAGAGGGAGAAGGAGCAGAAAGAGAAAGAGAAGGAGAACAGAGAGGAGAAGAGGGAGAAGGAGCAGGAGAAAGAGAAGAAACAGAAGAGGAGGGAAGAGGGUCGACAAGGGAGGGAGCGACGGCUCGAGCAGCUGCAGACUGGCUGCCGCUGCUUCAGUUGGCGCGAGAGCUUUGCGAUGUCCAGGAACUCGAACUCGUCUUCGUCGAUCGUCUUUGGUGUGCAGCGGAUGGGCACAGACGCGCCGAAACUCUGUUUCUUCAGCAACUGUCGCCUCGAGUGUGGAGAAGAAUCGAGAAGCUCCAGUUAAUCAAAUUGACGCCUCAGCUCUUGGAGCUUCUGGACGCCAGGGCUGAGGCUGCUCUCACCUCGGUCAAGUUUGAAAUUGCACACCUGGAUGUGAGCGACCGUGGAAGCAGCCGCAGCACGGCAGCGUCGUCGUCAGCGCUGCUCUCUUCGUUUUCUUGCCUUUCACUGCAAGCGUUUGCCGCCUUUCUCGCGCGCCGCCCUCGGGUGUACGUACACUUCAGUCGCUUCACGGUCUUCGUGCGCACCAGACAGGCAGCCCAGCUGCAGCUGCUCGCGAGAGUUCUCAGCCGCAUCGAGGUGUCUCAGAAUCUGAGAUUCACUUUCCAACUGCCGGCCCUCACUCGUCGCCUUCCCUCUGCUUUUCCAUCAUCUCAUCGAUCUCACACAGAGUGGCUCGCUUCUUCCACUGCUUCUCCUUCUUUCUCUUCUUCUUUCGCUUCUUUUUCAUCUCUUGUCUCUGUUGCUCGGCGCGAGGGAGAAGGAGAGACAUCCUCGCCGCGUUUCUCUGGGUGUGCAUGCAUGGGUCCCGUGACGAUGAGGAAAGUGAAGCGUCUUUCUCUCAUGGGCUUCCACCCUGCUGAACACCGCCUCCUCGACCAGCUGUUCUUGCCAGAUGCCACUGAUGUAGAGAUCUACGGGCUGCAUCUUGACGAUCCAGAAGCAGCGCCUGCAUGCGUAGCGAUUAUGCAUCACGCGUCCUCGAUCUCUUCUUCUCCUUCUCCUCCUUCUCCUUCUCUCUCUCUUCCUCCCCCGUCUCCUUCUUCCCUUCCUUCUUCUCCUUCUCCGUCUCUUCCUCCCCCGUCUCCUUCUCUUCCUUCUUCUCCUUCUCCGUCUCUUCCUCCCCCGUCUCCUUCUUCUCUUCCUUCUCCUUCUUCUGUUCCUUCUCCUUCUCUUCCUUCUCGUUCUCCUUUUUUGAACGAUCCACUGGAGAGCGCUGCUUCCCCGUUGCUUGCGUUGUCUCGGGCACUGCCUGCGUUAAAGACGCUCUGCGUAAAGAACCACGACUUGGAUGCGCUAGCAGUCUUCCUCGCAAGUCCCCGGUUCUCGCAGCUGUCUGCGCUCCAGCUGCAGGGCCAUAUUCUGAAGUUCACAACGCAGGCGGAGCGCGUCGCCGCGCUGUUGCAGAGACACCCAAAAGCGGCUGUCCGAAUUUCUUCGCUGCUGCUCUCGCUUCGAAUCGACUCUCCCUUCCUCGUGCAGAGCAGCCAGAAUCUGCUGCUGCUCCUCGGCUUGCUUCCUGGACUGACGGAGGUCCGUGUGCAGCUGAACAGACACACUCCGAGGGUCCUCGUAUGGCGCAGCAGAGAAACUGGAACUUCGGAACGCGAGCUUCACUGGGAUUCACACCCUGUUGCGGGAUCGAGGAGGCAGAAGGAGAUCUGUGGGAGAAAAACGCUUCCACGCUCGCCGUCCUCGUCUGCGGCGUCGACCUUCUGUUCUUGCUCCCAUUCGAUCUCUGCCGCCUCGUCGUCCUCUCCUCCUCUCUGUCGCGUCUCUUCUUCUCCUAGUGCCUUGCCUUCUCCGUCUGCCUUCUCCUCUGCUUCGGUCUCGUAUCACCCUGCUUUUUCUUCCCCGUCACCUUCCGCUUUCUGUCGCCGCCGGCCGUCUUGUGCAUCGCCGGCGACUUCAUCGCGCUGUCCGCCCUGUGGGUCACUCCUGGCGAGUCCUCCGCUGAAGAAGCGAGUAGACGAACAACAGAGAGAAGAGAUAAGAGAAGAAGAGAGGCCAAGGUGGAGCGACGGAGAGGGAGAAGCAGGUGAAAAGAGAGGCGAGAGCGGAGAACAGAGAAAAGAAGGGACGCGCGCAGGACCUUGCUGCUGUGCAGGCGCACGGGGCGGCCCAGAGCGACGCGGAGAGCGUUGCGCGUCGAGGAGGGAGAAGUGGAGUGAAUCUCAAGAAGCGGGAACAGACACAAGGCAGAACCGCAGAAAGGAGACAGAGAGAAGCGGCGCACUGGAAAAUGAGACACUCGCAGCUGCGUCGGUGUCUUCUUUUCGGUUUCCUUCCUGGGCUCCUUCGUCUGCGUGUGCGACUCCAGGGAAUGCAUGCAAGUUGCGGAAAAGCUGGCUGGAGGAAUUUGCGCUCCUUCACGUUCCGCUCGAAAGCAGAGGCUUUUCUUUCGUCUGCAUGCGAGAAGACAGUCCAGCCUCUCGGGUGUCUGCUCUCCAGUCCACCACUAUCGUGUACAGAAAGCAUAGCGGGUCCGAUUGA